This is a messenger RNA of Staurois parvus, 441 nucleotides long. Lineage: Eukaryota; Metazoa; Chordata; Amphibia; Anura; Ranidae. The record is from the annotation of a GenBank genome assembly.
UGUCCUUCAAAGUUCGGCCUGGAGGCUUUCUCAGACAGUUUAAGGAGGGAGAUGCGCGAAUUUGGCGUGAAGGUUUCCAUCAUUGAGCCGGGAGCGUUCAGGACCCCCGCGUGCGUGGCUGUGGAUAGUUACAUAAAUAACUUGAACCGAAUGUGGGAGAAACUUCCGGCGCAUAUUAAGGAGAGCUAUGGAGAGGACUACCUCAAGGGAUGCAUCAAGGGUCUGCAAGCAUUACCAGCAUCAUCCAGUCCAAAGACGUACCAAGUCUCAGAUUGUAUGGAGCACGCCCUGACCGCUGUCCACCCCUGGACCCGGUACUCACCCGGCUGGGACUGCAAGCUGCACUACCUCCCUCUCUAUCAUACCUCCCCACCGCCAUCUCUGACUAUUGGCUGGGCCAGUUUUCUCCCAAACCUGCUAACAGGACAUGAUGGAAGAAAU